Molecule: messenger RNA, 2167 nt
Organism: Xenia sp. Carnegie-2017
Lineage: Eukaryota; Metazoa; Cnidaria; Anthozoa; Malacalcyonacea; Xeniidae
Product: periodic tryptophan protein 1 homolog
Biological process (GO): rRNA processing
Cellular component (GO): nucleus
Molecular function (GO): protein binding
Source: RefSeq, a predicted model, not a curated record
AACCUGGACGAUCAUCAUUUACAAACAUAUACUUUAACACUGUUAGCAUUCUCAUCACUCAUUUAAGCUUAAACUGACAGUGUCUCUGUAAUAAAAUGUUUGUGUGACAAUGGUGUUACAUGAUUAUAGUAAGUACAUAAAACGCCACUUUUGUCAUGUGUCACCAAUGCGCAAUGUCUAGCUAGGAGUCUUUUCUACUUGAGUAGUCCAGUUGUCGUUAGGUCAGAGGUAGGCACGUUUUUGGUCAGCGGAGACCCUCAUUUAGAUGGUUGUAUUUGUGGUUGUAUAUGCCAGAAAAAUGGAUGCGAUACAUAUAUCGGUUCAGAAAAAUAGAAGCAAUUGUAUAAAGAGUUUUACAUAAAUAUUGUACCAAAUAUACUUCUCACGUGCAUGCAAAGAGAAAAGUUGAGUUUUAACAGAAUUUGAAAGCGCGAGAAACUGAUUUGAGAGGGAAAUGCCGUCAAUGGUGACAUGUAUCACAUGGGUCAGCCGUGGUGUGGCCAAAACUGUGCCAGAUAAGGUUGAACUGUCACAGGAAGAAUUGGAGCAGCUUAUUAAUGAGACAAAGACAAAAAUCUGGGAGGCUAAAAUAUUAGCAGGUAAAGGAUUGCAAGCUGAACACAGAAAUAUCCAACUUACAGUACGUGAUCAAGAGCAGUCUGAUAACUCUGACAAUGACGAAAAUACUAUCCUUCAAGAAUACAAUUUGGAUAAUUAUGAUGAUGAAGGAGAAGGUGUUGUCCUGACAGGUGCAGGAAUGGCCGGACUGACGUACUUUCUGAAUAAUGACGAUGAUCCAUACAUCACUCUUAAAAACUCGGACGAUGAAGAGAAAGAAGAUUUAAACAUUAAGCCAACGGAUAAUUUGAUCAUUAUCGGAAAGGUUGAGGACGAAUUUAGCAACCUAGAAAUACAUGUUUACAAUGAAGACGAUAAUGAUCUUUAUGUUCAUCAUGACAUUAUGUUGGACUCAUUCUUGCCUUGGAAUGGCUUGGCUUUGAUGCAAAAUGACCAUAAACAAGGUAAUAUGGUUGCUGUAGGAACAAUGGAACCAUAUAUCAAUAUUUGGGAUCUUGACGUGAGACCAUUGACCAGUUUAAGACGAAAGAAGAAAAGCAAGAAGAAAUCACCAGAAACCGGGCACGUCGAUGCAGUUCUCGAUCUUCCUGGAACAAAAAUACCAGGAACAUCUUAUGCCGGUUCGGCCUUCGUUGUUCUUUGGGAUCUAGCCGAAUCAAAGUGUGUAAAUGUCCUACAUCAUAGUAAUAAGGUACAGACUGUCAGUUGGCAUCCUUAUGAAGCACAGCUGUUGCUUACUGGGUCAUUUGAUAGAACUGCACAAGUCGCCGACUGCAGAAGUCCAGAGCAAAGUUGCAAGUCUUGGAAGUUGAAGGGUGAAGUUGAAUGUGCGAUAUGGAACCAUUUUUCGCCCUUUCAUUUUUUGGCAAGCACCGACAAAGGAAAUAUUUAUUGUUGUGAUGUCAGAUCAAAUGAUCCAGUUUUCACCUUAAAUGCUCAUGACGAAGCCGUCACAGGUAUUUCAUUUAGUAAGCAACUUCCAGGCUGUCUAACUUCCGUCUCGCAGGACAAAAUGGUCAAGGUCUGGGAUAUCGAGAACAACACGCCAUCUUUUGUGGUGUCAAGAGACAUGAAAAUGGGCUCCAUUCUCAACAUAUCGUCUCCCGAUAGUCCUUAUGUAUUUGCUUUGGGUGGUGAAAAACAAGGCCUACAGUUGUUUGAUAUAAUACAAAGUGCACCAGCUUCGAAACAUUUUGAAAAUCGACAAUGUUUGAUGAACGUUACUACACGACCAUCCUCAUCAAAUGGUGAUGAAAUGUUAAAGGCGGAGCCUGGCGAAAUAAGCAAAGAGGAGGAAAAUAUGGACAUCGACGCUGCUUUUGCAUUGAAGUCACUUAGUUUGGAUAAAAAUGAAGGUAAUGUCCCGUCUGCAAAAAAGAUUGUGAAAAAGAAAAAGAAAAAACGAAAAUGAACACUUGAUUGAUCAAAUGACAUUGUCAUCUAAAGCAGGAAUCUCAAUAAAUUAUGUAUUUGCAACGACAACAGCAAGAUGAAAUGGAUAUUAUUUCUCCAUCGACGUUUAUGCCCUCUUUUGUGAAAUUACUUUAAUAUGUUGUUCAUGUCGUCUUUAAAAAUUACGAGUUUUUCA